Messenger RNA from Cheilinus undulatus (humphead wrasse), 2805 nucleotides. It is a transcript of the gene hhatla, whose product is annotated as hedgehog acyltransferase like, a. Gene Ontology annotation, biological process: negative regulation of N-terminal protein palmitoylation. Gene Ontology annotation, cellular component: endoplasmic reticulum. Lineage: Eukaryota; Metazoa; Chordata; Actinopteri; Labriformes; Labridae. Gene Ontology annotation, molecular function: acyltransferase activity. Bases 198 to 1751 code for a protein of 517 amino acids. The record is from RefSeq and is a predicted model, not a curated record. The transcript is spliced from 13 exons.
CCCGACUGGCUGAGGCUGGUGAUCGCAGGGAGCGGCAGCGGCAAAAAGCCCCCACAAGACGGAUGAAUUAGAAACCCACCGCCAGCCACCCCUCUUUUCUUUUCUUUCCUUUCUACAGAGGAGAGUCGGGCUGUAAACACUGCUGCUCAUCUUGAAAGUGUGAAGCGAAUACAAGGCUUCCAGCGUGCAAAUUCACCAUGGGGAUCAAGGCUGCCCUCCCCAGAUAUGAGCUGUAUCUCUACAGAGCCGUCCUCGUCGGGGCCUUGAUAUGGGCAGGCAGUUGGAUAUUCGAAGCUUCAAGUGAAAAUAUAAACAGAAAGUCCUUCAAAGAAAGUGUAAAACCAGGAUGGCAUUAUUUUGGCAGGAAAAUGGAUGUCUCGGACUUCGAGUGGGCGAUGUGGUUCACUACAUUCCGCAAUCACAUCCUUUUUGCUCUCACCGGUCAUGUUAUCUUUGCCAAGAUAUUCACCGUGAUAGCUCCAAAGAUUGGUAUAGAUGGAUGUAAGCACAGAUCCUUGAUCUUUGGCUUGUACGGUGGUUUGGCAGUGCUGGUGACGAUGGGCUGGACCUUCAUGGCUCUGGUUCUGUCUCACUGCAUCAUCAUCUACAGUGUCGCCAUGGUCAAGAGCAAGUGGUUGAGCAUUGCUGCUGGCCUGGCCACACUGGCCUCCAUCAAGCUGGAGCCUUAUAAUGCCUGGCAGGAAGCCUUGGUGACUGGCUCCUUUGACCUGCAAGACAUCCUGUUCUAUGGAGGCUGCGGCUUCAGCAUCAUGCGUUGUAUGAGCUUUGCUUUAGAGAACUGUGAGAAGAAGGAUGGAAACUACACUUUCUGUGACCUGCUGAAAUACAACUUCUACCUCCCCUUCUUCUUCUUUGGACCCGUCAUGACCUUUGACAGGUAUCAUGUCCAGGCGAAUAACACCCAGCUGACCCGUAAGGAGAGAGAGAUGUGGAACAUCACCACAAAGGCUCUGCUGCAUCUGGGAGUGAUUCUGGCGGUGGACGUCUUCUUCCACUACCUCUACAUCCUGACAAUCCCCACUGACAUGAAACUGGUCACCAAGCUGUCUGACUGGUGUCUGGCUGGUCUGGCUUACUCUAACCUGGUGUAUGACUGGGUGAAAGCAGCCAUGAUGUUCGGUGUCAUCAACACCGUGUCAACUCUGGACCACCUGGACCCUCCUCAGCCCCCCAAGUGUAUCACCAUGCUCUAUGUCUUCGCUGAAACGCACUUUGACAGAGGCAUCAAUGACUGGCUGUGCAAGUAUGUUUAUGACUACAUUGGUGGGGAUCACGAUAGAAUCUUCAAGGAGCUCUUGGCAACAAUCUGCACCUUCACCGUCACCACCCUGUGGCUGGGCCCCUGUGAGAUCGUUUAUAUCUGGUCCUUCUUUAACUGCUUCGGCCUCAACUUUGAGCUGUGGGUCGCCAAGUUCUUCUCCCUCCCUCCAUUUUCCACCAUAGAGGGUGUUAUGGGUGAAGCCAUGUCACGCAGGAUCAGAGGAGUGUUCAACGCCGCCAAUUUCUGGGCCAUCGUCCUCUACAACGUCCUCUCUCUGAACAGCUUGGAGUUCGCCAAACUGGUGGGAAGACGACUGAUUUUCAAAGGUUUCCCUCUGUCCACCCUCUCCGUGUUGUUUGUGACCUACUGUGGCGUGCAGCUGGUGAAGGAGAGGGAGAGACAACAAGCCCUGCUGGAGGAGCCCGAGCCGGGGAAGCCAGAAGAAGGAGUCAAAGAGAAAGCCGAGUAAACAGAGAGAGAAAAAGCUGACAUUCACAGACUUCACCCCUCACACUGCUCCGUCCUCGGCCUUGCGAACCGCACUGUUAAAUCGGACUGAAACAUCCAGCCAUCAUGUACACUGUUCACAAGCCUGUUUUUGCUUUUGUUUGUCAGAAGCAAGGCGAUGUUUUGAACUGUGAAAAUAAUCCUCAAGUGCACUUGCUGUAGAUAAUCGCCAUGUCCUUUGGCACAAACCCACCAACUGUGCAUUUUGUAUUGAACUAAAGAUUGUUUGACAAAGAGAGGCCUACCAAAUAUUUAUGAGGCUAAAAGAGAAGUCAAGUUAUGCAGUAAUGUUUAAGGAACAGCUGCUUUGCUGAUGGUUGUUUCCUGAGAUCAUCUUCUUUUAUUUUUUAAAUCAUAGUCUGGUUGACAUGAUAUUUCCUCCGUCAGAUGUCUUAAUUUUGCAUACAUAUUACAUUACAGUUAACAUGUUUAACAAUUCUGGAGGGUUUAAAACUUGAACACAUGAGUGCUAUGAAGAAUAUUAAAGUUUGGUGCUGUUACUGUAUAUUUUCUCUUCUGUCACUCAGCAAAUAUGAGUCAAAUCCAGAGGAAUCUAUUUUCAAGAUGAUAAGAAUGUACUGGAUUUCUAAUGAUUGUAAAAGACUGAAUGUAGUUCAACCAACCAGACAGCUUUACAGUAUGAAAGAUUUACUGUGAUUGUGGCAUUUUGACAUAUUAUCCUCCACUCUUUAUAGCUGGAUCCAGGCCCUCAGUGGUCGUGAAAAGCAAUCGGCCCAGCAGGGAAUGAACCAGGUCAGUCUCCUCCAGCCUGUCACUAAAACCUGCUGUUUAUCCUCAAAGCAGAAGGCAGAGAGGAAGUGAAUAGAGAGAGUCAUGUAUUUUGUCACAGGAGGGUUAAUUAAUCAUUUCACUUGACAUCAAGUUUUUUCAUCAUUUAUUGUACAAGUUAAGCUCUAAAUUUGUUCACUGACUUUAUGAUGAAGAUAUUCAAAUGGAUAUAUUCAUGUAAAAGCUUGUCCGAAAUAAAACAUUUGAAAGAUUUAAUUCUGUUUAAA